This is a messenger RNA of Trichomycterus rosablanca, 1584 nucleotides long. RefSeq names its product DEAD (Asp-Glu-Ala-Asp) box polypeptide 47 (gene ddx47). Gene Ontology annotation, molecular function: ATP binding; RNA helicase activity; nucleic acid binding. The record is from RefSeq and is a predicted model, not a curated record. Lineage: Eukaryota; Metazoa; Chordata; Actinopteri; Siluriformes; Trichomycteridae. The transcript is spliced from 12 exons. Bases 2 to 1429 code for a protein of 475 amino acids.
CAUGGCAGACACCGAGGAGAGAACCGGGGAAGCUAAUCCAGAAAUAAGUGGAGCAGAAUCGAGUGAAGAUGAGCUGGAUGUUCAGAAUGAGGAGCAAACAGACGAGCAGAAGAAGACGUUCAAAGAUCUGGGAGUAACAGAGGUGCUGUGUGAAGCGUGUGAUCAGUUAGGAUGGAAAUGUCCCACCAAGAUCCAGAUCGAGGCGAUUCCUGUCGCCCUGCAGGGGAGGGACGUGAUCGGCCUGGCGGAGACGGGUUCGGGUAAGACGGCCGCGUUCGCUCUGCCCAUCCUGCAGACUCUGCUGUCGUCUCCACAGCGCCUGCACACGCUGGUCCUCACGCCCACCAGAGAGCUGGCCUUCCAGAUCUCAGAGCAGUUCGAGGCUCUGGGCUCCAGCAUCGGGGUCAAGACAGCCGUUAUCGUUGGUGGGAUUGAUAUGAUGUCGCAGGCGUUGGUACUGGCAAAGAAACCUCAUGUAGUGGUCGCUACCCCCGGUAGGUUAAUUGAUCAUCUGGAGAACACCAAGGGAUUCAAUCUCCGAGCUCUGAAGUUCCUGGUGAUGGAUGAAGCAGAUCGAAUCCUGAACAUGGACUUUGAGUCUGAGGUAGAUAAGAUUUUGAAGGUGAUUCCCAGAGAGAGACACACCUUCCUGUUUUCUGCCACCAUGACGAAAAAGGUUCAGAAACUACAAAGAGCUGCGUUGAAGGAUCCAGUGAAAUGUGCCGUGUCCACCAAAUACGCCACAGUGGAGAAACUCCAGCAGUACUACGUAUUUAUCCCUGCUAAAUACAAGGACUGUUACUUGGUCUCCAUAUUAAACGAAUUAGCAGGAAACUCCUUCAUGGUUUUCUGCAGCACCUGUAACAACACACAGCGGGUGGCGCUCUUACUCCGGAACCUGGGCAUCACUGCCAUUCCACUGCACGGACAAAUGAGUCAGAAUAAGCGUCUAGGCUCUCUGAAUAAGUUCAAGUCAAAGUCGCGCUCUGUGCUGUUGGCGACUGACGUGGCGUCUCGUGGUUUGGACAUUCCUCACGUCGACUGUGUGAUCAACUUUGACAUUCCCACACACUCGAAGGACUACAUCCAUCGUGUGGGCAGAACAGCUCGAGCAGGACGAUCUGGAAAAUCCAUCACAUUCGUUACACAGUACGACGUUGAACUUUUCCAGCGUAUCGAAGCUUUGAUUGGGAAGAAACUUCCCGCGUUCCCAACACAAGAGGAGGAAGUGAUGAUGCUGGUGGAGCGAGUGAGCGAGGCGCAGAGAUUUGCUCGAAUCGAGAUGAAGGAACAAGGAGAAAAGAGAAAGAGGAGAGGUGGAGAGGAAGAAGGAGAUGAUGCUGAACAGUCCAGCGGUGUGCGCAAGAAAGUGAAGGGAGGAAAGUUUUCGUCAAGAGGCAGGGGAGGCGGCUUCAAGAGGGGGCGCUAGACUCCCGCUCACUCCGAUCAGCCAUUCAUGUACAUAAAACUUUAUUAAGCUGCUGCCUCUGUCUUUUUGGAAUGAAAUGUUUGUAUCUCUUCUUACCUAUGAAAUGUAUCUGUUCAGUUUACAAUAAACUUACAAAUAACACCGUGUAACCCAAC